Molecule: messenger RNA, 645 nt
Organism: Prorocentrum cordatum
Lineage: Eukaryota; Dinophyceae; Prorocentrales; Prorocentraceae
Source: the annotation of a GenBank genome assembly
AACAAAACCACGGAAUGUCAGGGCAGGUAGCGGAGCAGCCCAACAUGCGUGACGCCCAUUGGAAACGCAUGCAGGAGCCUUUGAAAGGAUGUCUGGAGAGCUUGUGAGCUCGAGAAAAGAGAUUCGCAGUACCUCAGGAAGCGCUGCGAAGGAGCUGCGGAAAGGCCGGCGUCACAGGCACCAGGGCGCGGAGCGCCUCGAGUGGCUCGUCAACCGCGCGUGCGGGCCCAGCCAGGCCUGCGACGCCUGUGUGCGGCAGCGGGGCGCCGACGAGGCCCCGGGGCGGCUGUGGUGCAAGUGCCUGGGCGCGCUGGAGCAGUCGCGGCAGAGGCUUCGGGUCCCCUUGGUGCUGGCGGUGGCGGCGGUGGCCCACGCCGCCGUGGCCCUCACGGCCACCGCCGAGCACGCGGCGGCCGCCGCCGCGGGCGGCGCCGAGCGCGGCGGCGAGGCCCGGCUGCUGUCCGAGCCGCUGGUGCGCGAGAUCGAGCUGGGCGGGGGCAGCCCGGUGAGGAGCGCCGGGGCGAGCGAGGCGUCCUACUCGGAGAUGCCGCCCGCGCCGGGCCGCGCGUGAAGCCUGCACCGCGCCGCCCGCGUCGUCCGGGCGCGCAGCGGCAGUCGUGGGGGCAGGGCCGGGGAGCGGCCAAG